AUGACUUCUGAGGGAACGGCAUCGCAAGCCUCCGGCGCAACAUUACCGGUUCAACAGGAUCUUGGCACCGCCGAUGUUGAACGCACAGCUGAGGCACAAAAGUCCACUAGUAUAGCCCCCGACCCGGAUAUCGUGGACUUUGAUGGACCGAACGACCAGGAUAAUCCUAUGAACUGGUCCUCAAGCAAAAAGGCAGCUGCCAUUGGUAUGGUGACGUUGAUGACACUCUUUUCACCAAUCGGCUCGACAAUUAGUUCCGCGGCCGCAGAAGAUAUCAUGCUACACUUCAAAUCCACCAGCGAGACGCUUUUGGCAUUCGUGACAACAGUUUACCUAUUGGGAUACGUAUGUGGUCCGAUAAUCAUCGCUCCUCUAUCUGAAAUGUACGGCCGCGCCAUCCUGUACAAGGUCUCCAUCGUCCUAUUCAUCAUCUUCAAUAUCGCUUGCGCUGUAGCGAACAGCCUCGAAUUACUGAUCGUUUUCCGAUUACUCGCCGGCAUCGCCGGUUCAUGUCCAAUAACACUAGGCACAGGUUCCAUCGCCGACAUGGUACCUCACGAGAAACGCGCGGGAGCCAUGGGAGCGUAUGUCAUCGGCGCCGUCCUAGGACCUUCCCUCGGGCCCAUUGCGGGCGGUUACCUGACUCCUGCGGCAGGCUGGCGCUGGGCAUUCUGGCUGAUGGCCAUUACCAUGUCGCCUCUUGCUAUUGUGGUGGUCCUGUUCAUGCGAGAGUCAUAUCCCUUUGUGUUGCUCGAGCGAAAGACGGAACGGCUGCGACGGCAAACGGGCAAUAUGAAGCUUCGCUCAGCGCUUGAUACUGGUAAAACAGCGCGCGAGCUCUUUAGUUUCUCCAUCUUUCGCCCGUUGAAGAUGCUUCUGUUGCCUAUUGUAUUUUUACUGUCAUUGUACACAGCGACAGUGUACAGUUACUUGUACCUAUGCUUCACGACCUUCCCUCGAGUCUUUGGCAUUCAGUACGGCUUUGGGAGCGGCCCAUCUGGUCUGGCGACCCUUGGAAUGGGAAUAGGCUCCUUCUUUGGCGUCUUUUUCUGUGGCGCUGUGUCAGAUAAGUUGUCUGCUUACUUGGCCGAGAAACACGGUGGUGCGGUCAAGCCAGAAUAUCGGCUUCCUACCAUUCUGAUCGGUGGGAUUUUGAUACCCAUUGGGUUAUUUUGGUAUGGCUGGACGGCGGAGAAAAGGCUACACUGGAUUUUGCCCAUCAUUGGAACAGGAUUCCUAGGCGCUGGCAUGAUUAUUACAUACAUGGCAACCACGCUGUAUCUUGUCGACGCUUAUACCGUUUAUGCUGCUUCUGUGACUGCGUCGAAUACUAUUUUUCGCUGUCUGUGUGCGGCGUUUCUGCCGCUCGCCGGCCCUGCCAUGUACGACAGGCUUGGAGUUGGUUGGGGGACAUCGCUUCUCGGCUUCAUUGCUGUUGCUUUUGUACCUCUACCGUUCUUCUUUUACGUGUAUGGUCAAAGAAUUCGGGAGACGAAGCGGUUCAAGAUUGAGUUUUGA
Molecule: messenger RNA, 1518 nt
Organism: Pochonia chlamydosporia 170
Lineage: Eukaryota; Fungi; Ascomycota; Sordariomycetes; Hypocreales; Clavicipitaceae
Product: cycloheximide resistance protein
Exons: 3
Coding region: 1-1518 (505 amino acids)
Biological process (GO): transmembrane transport
Molecular function (GO): transmembrane transporter activity
Source: RefSeq, a predicted model, not a curated record